This is a messenger RNA of Dreissena polymorpha, 15653 nucleotides long. RefSeq lists its product as uncharacterized. The transcript is spliced from 76 exons. Gene Ontology annotation, biological process: cell communication. The record is from RefSeq and is a predicted model, not a curated record. NCBI's taxonomy places the organism in Eukaryota, Metazoa, Mollusca, Bivalvia, Myida, Dreissenidae. The coding region runs from base 1 to 14175 and encodes 4724 amino acids. Gene Ontology annotation, cellular component: membrane.
AUGAUCAUCUUGGCGAAGAUUGUUAUUUCUGUUGAUGAUGGAAAGGAAAAUGCUGACAGUGUUAAAAUUGAGGAUAACAAUGGCAGUGGAAAACAAGAUCGAUACAUCGGGCAAAUACUCAGCGAGCCCCAGAUCAGCUUUCACCUCAAUGACUAUCAUAACCCCCAGGGCCGGGCGGAGGGCGGCCACUGCUGCGACGGGUUCAACAUUCAGGGCUCGGGCUGCUUCCUGCAGCCGUGUGACCAUCGCUUCCGUGUUUGCUUAACCGACAGAUCGGCGUAUAGCCCCGUCGAGAGUUGUUCUACAACAGACGGACCUUCAAACGAAAACGUAAAUGCGUUCCCAGCAGGGACCGGGCGUAUAAAAUUACCUCUUCGCAAGUGGCCGACGAACGGAAUGGUCGAAAUCGCGGUUUACGUUUAUGAUGUCGACGAUGACGUCACAACUCACGCGGAGAGUCUAGAGCUCGUUGACGUCAUGACGUUGCUGGUGUUCGUGGGGUCUGGACCAUUUAACAGCUCCUUUGCCGGACCUAACAAUGUGACACUGGACGGCACAAGGGCUAUAGACCCUACAAGACUAUCCAUAACAUACCAGCUCUUUUACGAAACCUACGCACCGUACUAUUUGAACCAGCCGCAAUCCCCGUACUGUGCGGUAGAAAACGAAUGCGGGCGUCACUACACGUGUGACGUCACCGGAAGUACGGUUUGUCUGCCUGGGUGGGAGGGGCCUGAUUGUAACACGCCCAUUCCAGGAGGCUUAGCGGACUGCAGCAUUGACACAGAAAUUUCGGUGCUGCAUGAGAGCACGUGGACAGGCGAUAUCCGGUGUCCGUCCGACUGCGGCAGUAAUGCCUCGGUUACUCUGCGCAUUGUGAGCGUCGGCGAGGAUGGCGUCACGGGAAUCGCCUCUCUGGGCCGCACCGGAAAUGGCGUGCACGUGGCGGGCUCUUAUUCGUCAUACACAAAGCAUUUGAUCUUACAGUCCUCCACAUCCGCUCAGUUCAACAUCGGUGGUCAGAUGUUUCACGACCUUGAACUCAAUGGUCAGCUGUCCAGCGCUACCCGGAUGACCGGGGCCGUCGUGUUCGCCACCAAUGAAAACGGCGUCUCAACCACGUGUCAUGGCGUGCAGACGCGCGUGAAAGAGACGUGCAUACUCAAUCUAGUGAUGAUAUCAGCCACGUUCGAUCCCUGCCAUGGUAACGGACAGUGCUGGCGCUACGGGGGCCAACAGGCCGACUACAUGUGCUGCUGCAACGAUGAUUACAGCGGUGAAUAUUGCGAUGUUCUCAAAACUACCACAACCACCACCACCACAACAACAACGACAACAGCUACUACCACACCAACGAUAACAACAACAACAUUAUCAUCAACGAAAAUAACUUCAGCAACCACUAUUUCCACCACCACAAAUAUUUCAACACCGGAAGUCACCACAACCACCGACAGAACCACUUCCGCUAUAGAAACAACGCAGUCGACAAUAACCACGCAAAAGUCAGCAGAACCUACCUCUGGAACUACGUCUAUGACAACAAAAACACCAAUGACAACAACAGUUGCAGCAACAACUGCGGCAACAACUACAACGGCACAGACCGUUUCUGUCACCGGUGCCCCGACCACUGAUAAAUCGACCCUGUCAACGCAGUCGUCUGCAGCAACGACAACUUCAGCAGUAUCGUCUCCAGUGGCAACAACUAGUUCCACCACUAGUACGCAGCCUUCAGCAACAAUAGCAAAUACAUCCGAAGCAUCAAGGACAAUAACAACAACAAUUAUAGCAGCAACGACAACCGAACUUCCAUCAACAGCUGUGACAACAUCACCUACGCAACCGACAACAAUCCGAACAACAGUGAUCGUCACACCAGAAGCAGCAACAACAACAACCGCAACAACAACAACAACAACGGCCACGAUAAACACUGAUCGGUACUCAACAUCUGUAACAUCGUCGACAAUUCCAACAACACUGAUUGUCACAUCGAAAGCAACAACAACAUUAACACCAACAAAAGAAGCGGUAACAACCGCAGCGACUACCAGCGUCUGCAUUCCGGUGUUCAACUGCACGGUUCAUCAGGUCUGUGAUGUCACUGGAAAUGUCGUUUGCGCACCCGGAUGGACGGGACCACUAUGCGACAGUAUCAUCACAAACGGAGAGGCUGACUGCGAGGUGUACGAAUGGGAAAGCUUUCUACCGAGUGAAUGGUCCGGCAACUACACAUGUACAGACGACAACGCUGUGGUCAAGUUCACGAUGAAUGUCACAAAGUCUCAGUCAUCAAUCCAUUUCGCCGGUGACAUACUAAUCGCCGGAAAAAACAUCUCUGCCGACGGAACAUUCGGAUCAUAUUUCAGAACGUUCGCCAUUCAGUCCUCGGAGGUUAUAGUCGAGGAAAUUGCGUCCCGGAAUUUCUCGCGGGUCGAGAUGAAUGGACGGUUAAUAAGCCCCGUUUUCAUUGACGGUGUUGUCAUAUUUUUGACUGCGGGCGGAUCUAAGCAGACGUGUUCGAUGGAACUGCGACGUAAUAGAGUAUUCACGGUCACCAACUGGUGCAACAGCCAUGGUGCGUGCCAGCGACAAGGGCAACAGAAGAAUCAGUACACUUGCUGCUGUGACUCCAAUUACGUAGGCGACCACUGCGAACAAACGACAACAACCACUUCAACAACUACAAGCACCACCACAACAACAACCACGCCCACUAUGACUGUGAUCCCGUGCACACCCGCUGACAACUGCACCCACCAUUUUACGUGCGGGCCCCAGGGUCAGAGACUUUGCCUUGCCGGCUGGACCGGUCCCGAUUGUGACGUCAUGACACCGGGCUCGGUCGCCGACUGCGACAUUUUUGAAAUUAACGAAGUUAUUCCCAGCGAGUGGGCAGGAAACUUCACGUGUAAUGACACCAACACGCUGAACCAGUUCCGCAUAAACUUCACAAAAUCCAGCACCACAAUCGGCAUGGAGGGCGAUAUUCUUAUUAACGGAUCCAGAAUUUCCGUUUCCGGUUCCUUCGCGAGCUAUUACAAGAAUUACGCCUUACAGACCACGAACCUCGUGGCGCACGAGAUUUUUAAGCGGAAUUUCACGAAUUUCGAGAUGAACGGGAUAUUCGUGUCGCCAGUGUUCAGUACAGGGGUGGUCAUAAUUGCCGGAAGGGCGGGAACCAUCACGUGCCCAAUGGAGCUGCGACGAACUGCCAUCUAUAUUAACUGGUGCAGCAACCACGGUAGUUGCUAUAGAUAUGGGAGGUCAAUGAACCAGUUCAAAUGCUGUUGUGACAAUGGUUACACAGGGGACUCAUGCAGUUCCAGGUCUGUCUCUCAGCGCUCUACGCACCUAACAACAACCACGGCUCCACCAGUGACAACCAUUCCAACAACAACUACCACGCCCGCAACCACCACAACCACCACUCCUCCAACCACAACAACCUUGGCUACCACCACAACCACGACCCUUCCAGCCACAACACCCUUGGCUACCACCACGACCGAGCAACCAUGUCGGUUCAGCAUGAGUGGUUGCACAGGACAUUACUACUGCGACAAGUACCAGAAGAGGGUCUGUUUUGACGGUUUUACUGGCGUCAAUUGCUCUGAUGUCAUUCCUAACGGUUCCGCUGACUGUGAUGUUUUUGAUUCCAACGUCAUCAUUCCGAGUGAAUGGUCCGGGAAUUACACCUGCCAAGAUGACAACAUCAUGCGUCAUUAUCGUAUGAAUAUCAGCCUCUCCCAAGACACCAUUGACAUCAUUGGCAACCUCUCCAUUGACAACACUCACUUCAUGACAGUUGGAACGUUUGCAUCAUUUUACAAAAUCAUCGCAUUCCAGUCUAAAUCUGUUGUCCUUGAGGCGAUAUAUGGCCGCAACAUGACGUUUGUUGAAUUCAACGGCAGAUAUACCAACCCACUGCUUAUAGAUGGUGUGAUUAUAUUCAAAACCAUUAACGGAACAUAUAGUUGCCCAAUGCAAAUGCGUCGAGGACCAGUUUAUCAGCCGUUCAACUGGUGUGGCAGCCAUGGGUCGUGCUGGAGAGCUGGGCCGGACAGGGACAGCUACCACUGUUGUUGCCAGACAGGUUUCAUCGGUGACCAUUGCGAAACCAAAGUGACAACUACAACAACUACAACCACCACGUCAACAACAACGACUACAACAACAACAACUCCUAGCACAACCUCAACCACAACAAUGACACUUCCAACGACAACGAUGACAUCCAUUCCAUGCUCGCCUGUUGCAAACUGCAGUCAGCAUUACAGCUGUGACUCCUAUGGCCGGAAGAUCUGUACCCCAGGGUGGGGCGGCAAGGAUUGUGACAAAAUUACACCGGGUGGACAAGCCGACUGCGACUCCUUUGACGACUCAUUGCUAGUGACCAGUGAAUGGUUAGGCACUUACAUCUGCCCAGAUGACAAUGCACGUGUCACCUUCACAUUGAAUGUAACACAGACAUCACCUGUUGACACACUGGCAUCAGCGAUUGUGGGUAACAUGACAAUUCCCCUAUCCGGCACAUUUGCGGUGGCGUAUGGUGUUCUUACGUUGAAGAAUGCCCAGCAGUUUCUCCGGGAAGUGAAUUCCGCGAUUUAUACUGGUCUACAUGUAGAGGCGGGUUUGAAGACUCCUACAUUUAUUAACGGGACUCUGCAGUUCAUUGCCAACACUGGCUCCACUGUGAAUUGUCCGCUUGAAUUGAAGAGGGUAAAAGUUAAUAUAGACUGGUGCAGCGGCCAUGGAACGUGUUACAGAAACUCGAAAGCAAAAGAUGAUGUCGUUUGCUGUUGUGAAUCAGGUCACUCUGGAGCAUUCUGUGAAGUCGGACCAACCACCACAACUACCACCACGACUACACUAGCAACCACGACAAUGACAUCAAUGCCGUGUUUCCCAAUCGAAAACUGCACGCAUCACUUCACAUGCGACCCCUAUGGGCGGCAUGUGUGUCUUCCUGGUUGGACUGGGCAGGACUGUACCAUUAUGCUACUGGGAGGUCUUGGAGAUUGUGACAUGUUCUUAGACAUAGACCUGGUACCAAGCGAAUGGUCCGGCAAUUACACCUGUGCAGACGACAAUAUUGCAGUCCUCUAUGCAAUGAACAUCACAAAGUCAUCCACAAUUGAUACUACGGCAACGGUCAGAGUUCAAAACUUCACGUUCACAAUGGCUGGCGCUUUUGCCUUAAGUUUUCACUUUUUAACCCUCGACAAUGACGUCAGCAUAUACAGAGAAGGCGUGGCAAUAAACUAUACGGAUGUGGAGUUGAACGGAAUACUCGUUUCAUCGACUUUCAUUUCUGGAUUUGUGAUAUUUAAGAACGGAAAUGCAACUUUGAGCUGUCCAAACGAGCUUAGAAGGACAUCAGUACAUGUGGACUGGUGCAGCGGCCAUGGGAACUGUUUUCGGUAUGGCCGCGCAGUAAGCGAUAUCAGGUGCUGUUGUGACGUGGGUUUUACAGGUUCAAAUUGUCAACCACCCCAAACAACAACAUCAACAACAACAUCCAUCACGACAAUACCUACAACUACCACCGCCGAACCCACGACAACCACCUCAACCACCACGACAACCAUGGCAACCACCACAAUGACGUCAGUACCGUGCACGCCUGUUAACGACUGCUCCCAGCACUUCCUGUGCGGCCCGUAUGGUCAGAAGAUCUGCCUGUCUGGAUGGACCGGAGCUGACUGUUCUACGAUGAUCAAAGAUGGGACUGCAGACUGCAAUACACUAAAUAUAACGGUUGACUGGUGUAGCGGACAUGGAACUUGCUACCGGAACAGUAUCAUGACCAAUGAUGUCACAUGUUGUUGUGAGACACAAUACAACGGCAACAAUUGUGAACAGGGUCCAACCACCACUUUGCCUACUGAAACAACAACAGUCCUGCCCACAACAACAACAACUUUGCCGCCAUGCCAACCCGUCAACAACUGUACUCACCAUUUCACGUGCACAGGAAAAGGUAACAAGCUGUGCUUGCCCGGAUGGAAAGGACAAGAUUGUGACAUCAUGGUUGAUGGAGGUGAUGCUGACUGUGACAUAUUUGAUGGAAAAGAAAUAGUCCCCAGUGAGUGGAAGGGAAAUUACACAUGUGCAGAUGAUAACAUAGAAACCUGGUUUGUCAUGAAUAUAACACGCGCCACAAACAUUGAGACUCUCGCUCAGGUCAGGGUUGGGCCCCAUGAAUUCCCGAUGACUGGUUCCUAUGCCUCAGUGUUUGAAGUCAUUACGCUGAUGAACAAGGGAGCCAUUUUCCGUGAAACGCCAAGGGUAAAUUUCUCUGACGUUGAGCUUGAUGGACGGGUGAUGUCGCAGGUGUUUAUUGAGGGCUUCCUUGUGUUCAAGAAGGGGAACAUCACUGAGCGAUGCCCUGUCCAUUUGAGGCGAACAGCAGUAAAUAUUGACUGGUGCAAUGGACGUGGCAGUUGCUAUCGAAACAGUAAAGACAUCAACGAUGUCACAUGCUGUUGUGUAACAGACUACAAAGGUCAGUCAUGCGAGGUGGGUCUAACAACGACCUUUACCACAAUGACAACAACAACUCUAGCAACAACAACAUUACCAAAAUGUGACCCUACCAAUGACUGCUUUAGACACUACACGUGCGGCACGCGAGGGGAGAAACUCUGUCUUCAGGGCUGGACAGGGCCAGACUGUGAUGUCAUGGUGGUGGACGGGGCCGCCAACUGUGAUAACUUUGACAGUAAGAAGCUGGUACCCAGUGAGUGGACUGGAAACUACACCUGUCCCGAUGACGCAACCACGACCUGGUUCACAAUGAACAUCACACGCUCCACGAACAUCGAAACCAUGGCAACAGUGCUGGUCGGGAACCAGAGCUUCCCGUUGUCUGGUUCCUAUGCGUCAAUCUUUCAGUUACUCACUCUCAUGAAUGCCCUGCCUAUAUCAAGACCGGGACUCAAUGGCUUGACCUACUCGGAGGUGGAGCUGAACGCGUGGGUGCGCAGUCCUGAUUUCAUAGAUGGAUUUGUUGUGUUUAAAGCUGGCAACCAGUCUGUUCAGUGUCCUGUGGAGCUUCGAAGAACUGCAGUAAAUAUUGAUUGGUGCAAUGGCCACGGCACAUGUUUUAGAUACAGCAAAUAUAUGGAUGACUUUACAUGUUGCUGCCAAGCCGAUUACCAUGGAAAACAAUGUGAAAGUUCCUUAACAACUGUAACCAUGACAACCCCUUCCACCAAGGCAACAACGCGAGGCAACCCCUUCUUGACAACCACGAUGGAUGCAUCAUCAGCUCAACCAAUAACUUCAAGCAUCCCAACAACCUCUGUAUCUACAACCCCCAUUCCAUGUCAGACCGUCCACUCGUGCUUCCAUCACUACGACUGCCAUGCUAGCAGCUUGCAAGUUUGCGCUAACGGCUGGACAGGAAGUGACUGCAACGUUCUCAUUCCUGACAGUGAGGCAGACUGUAACAGUUUUUUUGGCAUGCUGUCCAGUACCUGGUCAGGAAACUUCACAUGCCCAGACGACAACCUUGGGAAUGUUUUCUCGAUGAACAUCACGAGAUCCUCGGACAUUGACACCACGGGAAGUGUCUCCAUUGAUGGCACCACCAUCAAGAUGAGCGGAACAUUUUUUACAUUGUUCAGUUUCCUGUCGUUACAGAAUGACGAUGUUGUGACAGAGCCUUUUUACGGACGUAAUUUCUCAAAGGUUAGACUGGAUGGACAGCUUGUGACGCCUGCUUUCCUUUCCGGCGUUGUGUUGUUUACCAGGAAGGUUGAUGUCAUGAGGUGUCCAGUAGAGCUUAGACGGAGUGCCGUGCAGUACAACUGGUGCGGGGGGCGUGGAAGUUGUUACAGGGUCGGCACAGCCCGCGAUGACGUCACAUGCUGUUGCCAGAACGGUUACACUGGAAGCAGAUGUGAGCAGGAACCAAGUACUACAGCAGUCGCUGCCUCAACAACAGCAACUUCAUCUAUUACAACUACAACAUCAGUUUCACCAAGCUAUAGUAGCACAACCAAUUCAGCAUCCUUGGAGUCAUCUACCACAACAUCAUCUAGAUCAUCUACAAUUGUUCAGACCGGAACUGAUGCUGCUUCUUCUACAACAGCAACAGCAACAAAAACAUCAACGUCCUCAACAGAUCCAACAAUGUCACUUUCUACAACAGCAUCAAAACCUUCAACAUCAUCAUCAACUAUAAAACUAACCAGCACCGAUGUUCCUUCAACAACAAUAACAGCAACAACAACAGCAACGUCUUCAACAGACCCAACAAUGUCACUGCCUACAACUUCACCAAAACAAUCAACGUCUUGGUCAACAAGUAAUCAGCCUGGCAGUAAUUCUCCUACUACAACAACAACAGCAGCAAGAACAACAACAACUUCAAAGUCCUCCACAAAACAAACAAUGUCUUUAUCUACAAUGACAUCUAUACCAUCAACGUGGUCGACAUCAACAACACCUACAACCACGACCCUGGGCGUCUGUCCAGGCCACUUUACCUGUAGCGCUAACGGACAGUCUGAGUGCCUGCCAUGGUUCUCUGGUCUCAACUGCAAUAUUCCUGUGCCUGGUACCACUGACCAAUGUGUCAAGUUUGACGAUGCCAAAGACCUGGAUUUAUCAACAUGGCAAGGGCAGUUCAAAUGCCCAAAAGACUCGUCUGCAAUUCCACUGACUCUUCGCAUAGAAACCACUGGGUUACAUUCCACUCUGAAAGCUCAACUUAAUGUACAAGGUACUACAGUGAAUUUGACCGGCACGUUUGCAUCGUAUCUCAAGUCCUUGACAUUCCAAAGUGCCGGAAGGUCAGACCUUGUUCAAGGGAAGAACUACGGGUUGAUGGAAGUACACAGCAAAUUGACAUCUCCUGUGCGCGCUGCUGGUGCCGUCUUGUUCGUAAAUGCUGACCGAAGCAAGACAAUUUGCAGUCUAGAACUCGACAGAACUGAUGGCGGAGUGUGCGGGACUUCUACGCCGCCUUCGUCACCGACGACAACCACUGCAGCGUACUUAGACCCUGGCAGGCAUCUGGAGGUUUACAUUGAGCUGGUAGAAGAAGAAUAUGAAAAGGCCUUGGUUGUCAUCAUUUUGCGGGAUGCAUGGGAAACUGCUAACUCAAUUGGAGGAAAGAGCAACACAACAUUCAAUAUUGCGAUCAAUUACACAUUAAGUAUGGUUGACAAAAGAGGAACGGAUGUACUGAAGGUCAGCUACACAGUAACGCCAGUAAAUGUCUCAGACCCGUCGACCGUGCUUCAGCCAAGCCUGUCUCUGCUAGAAACCGCUUUGCAGAAGGUCUACAGCACACGAAUGUAUCAUGGAAGCAUGUCAGAGCUCAUUGAUGUCAGUCGCGCCUUCCAUUUGUUCAUCAAAGGACCGAGGCCAGAGCCACAGGUUGUGGCAGACAUUGAAGAACGCCUGUGUCUGAUCUGGAGGAUGAAUAGUAGCUUAUCCCAGUUGACCUGUUCAGGAAUGGAUGACAUUUCUGUGAAGAAAACAGAAGAAUACAUGGGUGAUAUGGGAAUAGAAAUCACAAAGAUUUCCUACCUCAUCAAGGUCAAGGGUAUUACAGUAGAUCCGGCAGGCGUAGUUGUUCCUGAAAGCACGUAUUUCAACACUGAAAUAGAAAAAUACACUGUGGUUGAGAUUUACACUGGAUCGCUUAUGACACGUUACAGAUUUCACCACGAUUUGUUCAUUGCAGAUUAUAUUUAUCAGGAAAAUAUUACAGAUUUGGUUCAAGGAAUUCAGGAUGUAUGGCGAAAUAGCGUAACAAAAUGUGCUGGAAUCUGUACUGUACACUUUGUGAAAACAGAACAAUAUUUCCAGAAGCAAACCAGCAAUCUUGUUUUUGCCAUUGUCUACACUGUACAAUUUGGAAGGAAUGUUGUGAGUCCAGUGAUGAUAAAUGCACCCUCUACUAAAGACUUCCAAAAUGGCAUCCAUGUUGUUACUCCUAUGAAAUAUGGCAUAUCCGGAUUUUACGUCAUCUUUACAGAAGACCCAGCGAUUACUUUGUAUCGGUCAAGGCACACUUGGCAGAUCAGUUUUGUUGGGCGUGUGGACGUGCGACAAGUGGCAGAACUUAUCAUGCAGGUCGCUCUUGCUACUAGAAACAAAACAUCAGGAUUCAGUUAUAAUAUCGAGUACAACCGUGUCAUAGACAAAUACGCUGUCAAUGGCGAUGAAAUCUCCUCCCUGGUUCUAUUCGUGACCGAUUCUGCCAGUAGCAGCCCAAUUGUCCUUGACGCUCGCAGUCUUGGCGUGCCAACAUCGACGGAACUGAUGUACUGGUUCCAGCAGAGCAACCACACGGUGUACUACGGCAACAUGAACACCUACAGGAUCUACACAUUCAGUUUUAACGACUUGAUUCCAGUGAAGACACUGAACCAUUACGAGAUCAACGGGUACCUGAUUGCUGAGGACAGAGACAGGGUAGCACAGAUCAUCAAGGAUGCCUAUGUUACCAGUGAUAGCGAUUACAAUAUUACCAUCUACAAGGUAGAAGUUGGUUAUAAGAUAACUGGUGAAGUGGUCAACACAUUUCGAUACUUGGUCAGCUACAACGGUAUAGUGCAUCAUGCCCAGUAUUACUAUGGCAACCUACCUGCAAUUGUGUCAUACAUCAACGGACAUUUGAAUACGGCAAAUGGUCUGGGUCAGAACUACACGCACAUGCCUGGAGCGCAGCUGUAUUAUGAACAAGAGGUCAUGAGACUGCUGUUCACCUCUGCGAUCGCGGAACUGGAUUACACCAAUGUUGCAUCCUCCAUUAUCAAUUCCUUGAGCACAGGCUGGCACUCUUUCAACUCCUACUCAUCCGGCCUUACAGCGCUAAUCAUUCAUCAAGAAGAAGUGUUUGUUGGCGACUUACAAUACUGGCAGAUCUCGUUCAUCCUCAAGACCCCUUACAUUGACCCGAUCCAGACCCGGUUCGUUCAGAGGGUCACAGAGAAGCUCCUGGAAACCAGCUUCAAGGCGGUUUCCAUCAGCAACCAGGCCUAUACCCUUAUAGACAAGGCUUAUGAGGCCAGUACAGUGUUGAGAAGAAGUUGGGCCUUUACGCUGACUUUUAAGGAGAUGGUGUAUGAAGUGGAUUGGGCGGGUUUCGAGCGUGUGAUUAAACUAGAGUGGUGCCGGCAUGUGGGUUCUAACUGUUUCUGGGAAGUGAAGAUAAAAGACCAGGAACAAGUUGUGGAUAGAUAUGGCGCCAUCUACUGGCGACUGGUCUAUUUCAUCUACCUGGAAGCAGGCGCAGGCUACUUUGUCCAGAAUCCUCACACCACCCUUUUGAGGCCUUCUGUCGCGAACUAUCCAAGCCAGUUCGGAUUCAAUUACACUGCCGUGAACGUGGACUACCUUAUUGACACGAGAUUUCUGUUCACUGUGUACACAGACACAGAAAUAACACAAGUCACUACUGGCUUUGUCGACAAAUUAAAGACGUUUUUCUUAACCCAUGUCCAAGGCGUGACAUUGGAUUGGUGGAAAGACACAGAAAUAAGAGUCAUCACUCAAAGACAAGUGUUCACUUCAAGCGGGUGGAUGUGGCGUGUCCAGUUUGGGUUAGUCAGAGAGGGCGGACUCGUCAAUGCCCAAACAUGGCCAACAUCUGGACUGGUUUACCUCCAGCUGGUCUCAGGAAGUGGCAUAGAGACUGUAGACUGGUCUUCUUUCACCCUCGACUACUACUUCAGUCUUUAUUUGAAAGGGAAAGUAUCGUGGUUGGACUAUCAGAAGUUCGAACUUGCAAUCCAUCAUUAUUGGAUGACAACUCACGGAGGAUGUGGACCCUGUGCGACAGUUCACGUUAUCAACCAGGAACAGUUACAUUCAUAUAAUGGAAGCUCCUACAACCGCUUGGACUUCCAGAUAAAAGUGAAUGGAACUGUAGUUAACCCAGCAAAGUAUCCACCAAUAGACUACAGUGUGUUGGGUUCAUAUAUGAACUUCACUGGACAAGGGGGCAGUUACAACUUGGAGAAGGGUAUAGAACACACAAAUAACCUAGUCCCCUGGCGUUACUAUAGAUGGAUGUAUACAAACAGUUGGAUAUCACCAAGUCAAUAUACGAUUUUCAGAGAACACCUUCUGCGUUAUUAUUCAUCUCAUUACAAAGGACUUAGUGUGGAAAUUGGCUUUGGAACACAAAGGGAACUGUUUUCUUCAUCAGGUUUGUAUUUCUGGGGAUUGCCUUACUACGUUAAAGUUGAUGGCAGACUGGUUUUGCCUUUCUUGCUUCCGCAUCUUGACUGGUCCACAUUUUCGUUGACGUUGAACGCCACAACAUCGCAGGGGAAUCAAUACCAAGUGUUCACGGACAUGAAUACCCAGCCGCAUUCUGGUACAAGCACUUUUGCGAGAGACUCGUUAUACAGACUGAUGACUUAUGAGCGAGCCCUACCCCACUCACUGCUGGAAGAGCUGUUGGCAAAGAGUUGGAAGCACACACAGCAAGAUACCAAUAUUGUGGUAUCCAUAAUUUCUCGAGAGCAGUACUUUGGGAUGUACGGGGUUGAGCUCUCUGGAUACAUGUAUGCUGUGAAAUUGAACGGAAGUCUGGUAGAGACGGAUUUCAUAAUGGAGCCGUCUCUAGACCAAUACUCAUCACAGCUAAAGCCCUAUACAAAAUCGGUAUCAUACAGACUUGCUGACCUACAUGAGUUGAGGGUCACAGGGACAGUGAACAAGGCGGUGAUUGAAGCUCUGCAGAUAUCGCUCGCCAAUGCUUGGACGAGUCAGUCGGCAGGUUCCAGAAAUGUGAGCACCAAAGUGGUGGCAGUAACCCUGUCUGUUGACAUGGCAACUGGCACCAUGGUUCAUCGACUAUCCUACGCCUUGACCAUCAAUGACGUGCCUAUGACAUCAUGGGAAGUACGUCCUCUGACCGCAGAAAGGACUCAAAGGGCAGUGACUGACGUCAGUUCAGUCUCGCAAAUUGAGGUCUGGUUGAAUGUGACCAACAUACUGAAACAGAUAUACCUCCAGGGUCGCUCACUAUCGGACACCACAAGCCAAGAAAGCGUGAAACAAACAUUGGUGAAGACGUGGGCUAUAUCAAAGAAUGUAAGUGAAAGUUCUGUUGCCAUACAGCUUGUGAAGGAUGCAACUCAGCGAGAUGAUCUGUUUGUAACAGAUGAUUGGACGUCUGUCACUAAACUUUCAUAUGGCCUGUCUGUAAAUGGUCAUGACACAACAGACCCAAUAAAAGAUUCUCUUCUGAGUAAUCAGCUGACAGCCAAUGGUUUCCAGCUUGUUAAUGGCACACUGCUUAAGCGAUGGAAGCGUUAUAUCCAUGGGCAACGAUCACAACAGAAUGCAACUGCAUUAUCAUCGGCUCUAAGUCUGGCAUGGAUGGAAACCAACAAAGACCUCAAUCGAGACAGUUUGGAAGUUCGAAUCAAGGGCAUGGGGGCAUCUAGACACAGACGUGAAGUCACCUCUAGUAGUGAACAGUACACUCUUGUUGAUACUCAAGGGGAGGAGGUUUCCCCGUUGGAGUUCACUGUCGCUGUCGACGGAUUUGAGCCAAAUCCAGCACUUUUGGCAGCUCCAAGCGAGGGGGUUCUAAACAAAAACCUUGUGCAGGCUAACACAGCCACAUGCGGAUGUUCACCACGUGCCCAAGGUCAUGUGACGCUGGUUGGCAAGACCAAGACAACGGAACAAGCUGCGAUUGAGGAUGCCAUUACAGAAGCCAUCGUCUCUGAAAACAAAGGUUUGAAUGCAACCAGUAUCUCUGUGGGAGUAGUUGAGUUGAGAGACGGAGAGGAUAACAGCAAAGCGUUGUCGAUAGUCCUGUACCGUGUGACCUGUGUCGACCCAGCCUGUGACGUUGAAGCCAUAUUGGCCCCCAGCCAGGCGGUGUUGAAGCAGAUGCUAGCCAACGCAGGCCACACCCUGUACGCUAAGGCAGAGCCUGUGCAAUCAGAAGACAAGCCAAAUUGGCUCAUUCCAGUAGCAAUAGCAUGUGGAGUUGUGCUUUUAGUCAUCAUUAUAUCUGUGGGAUGCUGCAUAGCAUACAGACGAAGGCAUAGGAAGAUGGGUGAUUUUAUUCAACAAGAACAAAAUAUCAAAACGAAUAACGUAUAUGACAAGGAACAUUUCAGUGAGAUGGCGGUGUUUGAAAACCUUGGAGUGGAAGAGGAUGGGAAUUUUAGGGAAAAAAUGUGAAGUUCUUAAACGCGCACACAAUGCAGCGACAAUAAUUGGCUUGUGAAAUAUAAUAAAAUAUAAGUUUUUUAAUAGUUGGACGAAUUAUAGACAGUUUUCAGGUGUCUUAUUUGUGAACCUUAUUUUUUUGCUGUUUUGUUUUUAAUAUCAAAUAUGGUGGUAAUUUUAUGAAAAGGAACUUUUACAAAACUUUUGAACAUUAUUAUAUGGGCAUAUAUUUAUAUUUGAGAAUGUACUUGUUUUAUACAAAGUAAGACAAUCAUUUUAAUUUUUGUUUUAGUCAUGCAGUAACAAGAAAUGGUCAAUGGGUGUGAGGUCCUGUUAAUUAACAAAUGUUUUCUUACAGUGAACCCUUUGCCCCUUUUAUAUGUAUUUUGACACAUUUGUGUUCCCUUAGAAAGUUUAAUUUAAUGAAAAACCUUUCUUACUAGAUAUAAGUUUAAAAGGUUUCAUUUCCAACUCUUAGAAACUGAUGAGCAGCAAACAACAUAAAACCUGAACAGACUGUGAGUUACGCGCCGUCUGUUCUGGUUUUGUGCUGUUUGCAUAAAGCCAUUAACACUUUGCUUUUGAGUAGGAAAGGGUUAAAACUAUGAAACUAAAAUGCAUAACAAAGCUUAAGUUAAUUUCCUACCUAACUGCAAUUAUGAAUAAACUAAUGUCUGUGCCAUGUUUGAUAACAUUUCAGUACAAAUUUGAGUUUACUUGUACAUUUGCUUUAACUGUUUUUGUCCCCUACUGGUUUCACCGGAGGGGACUUAUGGUUUUCGCUCUGUGCGUCUGUGAGUCUGUCUUUCUGGAUCCUGCGAUAACUUUAAAACUUCUUCAUAUAUUUUCAUGAAACUUGAAACAUGGAUAGAUGGCAAAAUGGACAUUAUGCACGUCAUUUCAUUUUGUUCCUACGUCAAAAAUUCUGGUUGCUAUGGCAACAAAUAGACUAGAAAUACUGCUGAAAAUGGUGGUUUUCUAGAUCCUGUGAUAACUUUAAAAGUUCUUUAUAUUUUUCCAUGAAACUUGAAACAUGGAUAGAUGGCAAUAUGGACAUUAUGCACAUCAUUUAAUUUUGUUCCUACUUCAAAAAUGAUGGUUGCUAUGGAAACAAAUAUUUAAAAAAAAUUGACAAAGGUGGAAUUUCUGACAAUUGUGGAGCCAGUAGGGGACAUAUAUUGCUUGGCAAUAGUCUUGUUAUUUAUAAGAUUAUCUCUAUAUUGAGAUUUCCUGUGGUAUUUUCAAUACACAAGCCUAUGUGUGUGUGCAUGUAUGACAAUUUCAUGGUAAAUGUUUGUCAACGAAAACGAAAAACGUUAUUUAAAAGGUAUCUCAGUAUUUUAUAUAUAGUAAAUAGCUGUUGUGCUGUAUCUCAUAUUGAUAUUACGAGACAAUAUAUUUAUGAUAUCUAUAAUGCGUAUUCUCAUAUGACUGUGAAAUAUUGUUUACUUUUAGAGAUUUUGUACUUCAAUAAAAAUGUAUACACCAUU